AUGGCACGCCUUCUGAGCAUCAACUGGACGGCGCCCGACUCGGAGGAUGCCAGCGCGGUGCUUCGUGUAACGGGAAUACACAACCCCCCGUUCUUCAUCGUUGGCUCCGACGGGGUCAGCAUCUCGGGCUACCUGUGUGACAUCUGGCGCCUGAUCUCGGACCGCCUGGGGCUGCGGUACCAGCUGAGCUCGUUCAACAGCUCCGACUACGGCACGCGCCUGGAGAACGGCAGCUGGACUGGCCUCAUCGGACAGGCCGCCAAUAACCGGGCGGACGUGCUCCUCUCGUGGUUCAUGCACGCGCCCGGCCGCGGCGAGGUGCUCGACUUCCUGGACGCCGCGCCCGUGGAACAGACCGAGUACGCCUUCUACCUGGCCGAGGACAGCAAGGCAGUCUCGGUCGAGUGGGCCUCGUUCGCGUCACUGCUGAAACCGCUGCACACUGCAUCGUGGGUCGUUCUCCUGUUCACACUGCUGGUCACGGCUGCUCUUCUCUGGUUCACGAUCCACUAUAACCACUCCUCGGCCGAGAGCAGGACCACUGUGCGUCAGUUCGGACUGGCCGACUGUCAGCUCGCUACAUUUAUGGCGCUCACCGGACAGGGGUGGUCGGUGGCGCCCGACUCGCUGGCAGCGCGCACGGUCUGA
This is a messenger RNA of Amphibalanus amphitrite, 648 nucleotides long. RefSeq names its product probable glutamate receptor. Lineage: Eukaryota; Metazoa; Arthropoda; Thecostraca; Balanomorpha; Balanidae. The transcript is spliced from 5 exons. Bases 1 to 648 code for a protein of 215 amino acids. The record is from RefSeq and is a predicted model, not a curated record. Gene Ontology annotation, cellular component: membrane. Gene Ontology annotation, molecular function: glutamate-gated receptor activity.